CUCCUUACGGGCAGGCGCCAGCUCGGCCAAACAACCCGGGUUCACCGAUUGCCCCGUGCGCGCCUCGCUGGCAGAGGCGGGAGUUCACUUAGCAAGACGCCAGCUUCCGUGCUCACUUCCCGGGAGAGCUCCAGUCGCACCAGAACCCCGAGCCCGUAAGCCGCGCGCCGCCGCCCGCCAUGAGUGUCCCGGUGCGAGCGGGCCCAAGCAACUGGAGGCGGGCAGCCACCUUAGUGCUGGCGGCGGGCUGGACGCGCCCGGUCCCCGCCGCCCCAUCGAGGCCCCAGCCACCCGCCGAGGGAUUCCGGGUGCUGCUGCUGCAGCGCUCCGCUAGCCAAGGCUUCUUGCCCGGGGCGCACGUCUUCCCGGGCGGGGUGCUGGAGGCGGCAGACCGUUCGACCGAUUGGCUGCGCCUCUUCGCGCCGCACCACUGGCCCCCCCGCUUUGGCCUGGGUCCCGCGCCGCCCCAGCGCGCCGCCUUCCCGGUGCUGCCCAACGUCCGGCCGGGAGCCGUGGACGAGGACGCGGCGGCGCUACCGGAUGACAUCGCCUUCCGCAUCUGCGCCAUCCGCGAGGCAUUCGAGGAGGCGGGCGUGCUGCUGCUGCGGCCCAGGGGCCCCCGGCCCCCUGAUCAGGCGCCAGGCUGCGCCCUCGCGCCGCCGCCCGCCCUGGCCGACUGGCGCGCGCGCGUCCGCCGGGACCCGCGGCACUUCCUGAGCCUGUGCGCGGAGCUCGACUGCACUCCCGACAUCUGGGCGCUGCGCGACUGGAGCGGCUGGAUCACGCCCUUCUCACGCCCCGGCGGCCGCCGCUUCGAGACCACCUUCUUCCUGUGCUGCCUGAACGAGCCGCCGCCGGUCUUCCCCGACUUAGUGGAGGUGGUGGACUGCCAGUGGUCGUCUCCAUCAGAGGCAAUUGAAAGCCUCAUAUCCAAGGAAGUUUUGCUUGCACCCCCACAGUUCUACGAAAUACGUAGACUAGGAAACUUUGCCUCUCUCUCUGACUUGCACAAAUUUUCUUUGGAUCGUGAAUCAGAAGGAACGGAAAGAUGGAUGCCAAUCAUAUUGUUCACUGCUGAUGGGACGAUCCAUCUUUUACCAGGAGAUGAGAUGUACUCAGAAGAUUCAAACUUUUUGGAAAACUGUAUGUCCACUGGAAAAAAGACUGAAGAGAUCAUGAACGAAGGCAAGACAUUUCACCGAAUAGUGCUGUAUAAUUCCCACAAUUAUGGAGAUUAUACAGGUUAUAGCAUCCAUGUGACAGUUCUGCCAAAGUAUAAACAUGUUUAUCCUAAGAGCUUUGUAAUGGGUAAGAGCCGUCUGUAGAGAACAGCUUCUUUAUAAACUGGCCCACUUGUAGUUGUUCGAGUCAAAACUGAGGGUUGAUUACAUGUGCCUGGAACCUAAGGAACUUUAUUCCUGUAAGUUCUAGGACAGUCUCUCCUAUCUCAAGCGUAUUGUGUAGCUCUGUUAUUCUUUAAACCUUAUAGUAUCACACUAGUAUAAGGUAUUAAUGUUUUGUUACCAAAAAGAGAAAACAAAUUCACAGAGAUUUCCACUUCUGUGUUGUUCUGUUAUCGAAAGUUUAAAUAGGAUAUUUCUCCUGUAUUGUCUUUUAACUGUACUAGGAUACUACUUUAUAUGCUAGGAGUUUGAUCCAUUAAUUCCUUAGACUUUCUGCUGGAAUUGAUUUAAGGGGGUCUGAUUAGACACAUGGUGAUCAGAAGAGUGAGAUGACCUUCAAGUGACAGUGUCAUUACUUUCUUAUGAAUUUAGCUUGAUUAAGAUGUAAUUCCGUUAAAACUAAACGGCAUAAGUUAUUAGUUUACCAAAUUGGAAGUUACUUUAGUGAUUGCUGUAAAGAAAUAUGAAGCCAUAAGAGAAGUCAUAACUUUUAUUUUGGAGUGCUACUUGACAGAAUACAAAGAGGUUAUUAGAGAGACGCAGAACUAUUCAUCAUCAGUCGUGCUUAUUAAUGGUUAUUUAUUGUCAGUGUUUUUCAUAUGGGUAAUUUUUUUUACCUCCUCUUAAGAGGAAUAAUCUUUAUUGAUUACAGAUGGGAAAUGGUUAAGAAGAAACCAGUUCUAUUUCAGAUCUUUGACUAUCUUGUGCAUUGUAUCGAUACAUUUAAUUUCACUUUUCAUGAAAAGUAUUGAUAAAUGAAGACUUCCCUGUAGCUCAAAUGGUAAAGAGUCUGCCUGCAAUGCAGGAGACCAGGAUUCAAUCCCUGGUUUGGGAAGUUCCUCUAGAGAAGGGAAUGGCAAUCCACUCCAGUACUCUUGCCUGGAGAAUUCCAUGGACAGAGAAGCCUGGGGGACGCUCGUGGGGUCACAAAGAGUCACACAGGACUAGGCGGCUAACACACACACAGAGGAAGACAUCCAGACCAGUGGUUCUCAGCCCCAGGCACUAUUGCCCUUUAGGGGCAUCUGGCAGUGUCUGGGAAUGUUUUUGGGUUGUCACAACUGAGAGUGAGAUGCUACUACCAUCUAGUGGAGAGAGGCCAGGGAUACAGUUAAAUAUCCUGGAACGCACAGGACAGCCACCCACAGUGAAGAAUUAUCUGGUCACGGUUGAGAAACUCUGAUCUAGAGUAAAAUCUACUGUCUUCAGUAAAUGAUUCCAACAUGUAAAUUUUGAGAGCAACAAAUAGUGUUUGCAUUCUAUCUGGCGUCUAAAUCUAUAGCAGUUCUCCUUACUGAUGUUUAGCCUCGGGCGUCCUAUUCUUUCAUUCUCUUUGAAAACAGAAUGUUACAGCUGAGAGAGACCUCAGUCAACACCGUGAUUUUGCCGAUGAGAAAACUGAGAAGCAGAUUCACCCAGCUGGUUAGCACCACAGCCAAGAGUAGAACGUGAUUCUACUACUAGCAGGUGGUAUCUGUCGCCUGGCAGUAGAGGCCUGAUCAUGUCUGCCCGCCACAUCUUGGUACUGUAGUCACCAGGGAAACCACGAUAGAGCCCAGCAUUGGAUGGAACAGUGCUUGACUCAUUUACUCAAAGCAGCAAGGCCAGCUUUUGAACGACUUCUAGAAGAAUCUAAAAUUGGGCUGGUGUCAGUAUUUCAGGCUAGCAUGUCCUUAUCCUCACAGUUCUUUGUCAAUAUAAAACAAGAGUGUCCUGUAAUGUGGGAGAAAAAAUAAGGACUUGAAUGUAAGGGGACCUAUCUCCUGGAGGAUAAUUUGUCAGAGGAGCCCACAUACAUGGGCAUAUGUAGGUCACAUCCUUUUAAAAGGAAAUUACUUGCCUUCCACUUUCUUUUUUCCCUUCUCACUGGCUGGAAAUGGUGGCAACUGGAGCAGCUACUCCAGACCCAGAGACAGAAGCCUGCUACUUGGAUUGCUCACCUCUUGCUUGUUAUGUGAAGACAGAUACACUUCUAUUUCAUAUAAGCCACUGUAUUUUAGGAUCUCUUUGUUAAAACAGUUUAGCUUGUUCCCUAAUCUAUACUUUUCCCUCCUAAGCAGGUUCCCUUGGUAUAGCCUUCCCUGGAAGUCUAACAGUUAUUGAAGCAAAAAUCUUGGUCAUUUGUGAUUCCACCUUUUCCUUCAUUCCUAUAUCCAGGUGACUAUCAAGUCCUGCUGAUCUGUUAUACACAAUUAUCUUGAAAUUCCCAUCUUCCCACCUCUGCACUGCUAUCACGUUGGUUUGAGCCACAGUUGACUCUUUCUUAACCAACUGUAAGAGCUUCAGAGCCAGUCUCCAUUUUCUUUCUUCCCCUCAAUGCAUUCCUCUUGGAAAAAUGAACUUGACAUUGAAAUGAUGUCACUGCCCUCAUUAAAGUCCUUCAAUGGCUUUCUUCACACUCAAACACUAAAUUUGUGGUCUACAAGGCCCCACCUUUUUCUCUGAUGCCAUCAAGCACCCCUCUCCCUCUGCACCCCCCUCAGAGGAUCUUCUUUCUGUUCUUGACUGCUCAGAGUUCUUUCCACCUCAGAAACUUAGUACAUACUGUUGCCUUGAGACAAGCCUGGAUCUCUGAACUGUUUUUGUUCUUGGGUCUCCUUGUUACUAAAGCUUCAGAAAAACAGAUAUUAAGAACAGAGGUUGGGGGACUUCCCUGGUGGUCAGGUGACUAAGGUUUCAAGCUUCCAGAGCAGGGAACCAGGUUUGAUCCCAGGUCAGGGAACUAGAUCCUGCAUGCUGCAACUGAAGAUCCCUCAUGCCACAGUGAAGACUGAAUAUCCUGCGUUCUGCAACUAAGACCCAGCUCCGCCAAAUUAAAAAAGAGGUUGGGCAUCCAAUAUGUGGAUUAUUGGCAUGUCUAGAUGAAAGUUCCAGAACAAAUAGAAGACAAGCAUUAUUUAUAGAAUGACUUUUUCUUGAGCUAAAGGAAAAUGUUGAUCUUCAGAUAAAAAGAUCCCACUGUGGUCAAAACAAAAAUAACAAAAAUUGUUCAAUACUCAGAUGACAUUUUGAAUUUUAAAGAUAGAGAAAUCAGAUUUUCAAGGAGAGAAAGAAAAGAUUACUUACAAAGGCACAAAAUCAUCUUAGUGUGUAUCACACAGUAAUGUGAUACACUGGAUAGUAUAUAUAAUAUGCUGAGGAGAAAAGGACAUAUGUGUUCACUAAUUUUAUAUCAGCCAUAUGUAUGAGCCACAGAAAUAAUCCUUGUUUAUAUAUGGGCUUUGGAGAGUCCCAAGCUCUGAAGAAGUGAUUUGAUAGAAAUAACUAAAAGAUGAUUCAAAAUAAAAAGUUUUGAAUUAGAGCUGCAUGGUAGAAGUCCUGAUGGUGAAUAUGGAAAUAAAAUACAGGAGCAAGUGUAACUAUUUAAAUAUGGCUCAAAAGCACUGCAGAUGUUAAAAAUAAUUAAAGAUUUAACCUACUUUAUUUUAAAAAGAUACCCUUUUCCAUAAAAAUUUUGUUCAGUAAUUCCAGAUAGUGUUAUCAUUAAUAGGAAGUGGCUGUGGGAGGAAUAAGAAAAACAAAACAUGAAAGGAGGGAAUCAUUAGCUGUAGUUUUGAGAUAAUACUUGUUUAAAUAUUUUGGAAUGCAAAAAUGGCUAUUAGAAUUUAAAGGUCACUUUUCAAAUCAGUCAAAAGCAAGGCACAACCCCUAAGGCAGAGACAGAAAACAUGAAAAUGGCUAUCAAACAAAAGCUUAGAAUAAGACAAUUCACAUAGAAAUAAACAUCAGCCAUGCUGAUAUGCAAAAAUGGGUUAAAUGUAUUGGAUGAUAAGGAAUCUUAUGUUUUUAAAUCUAAUUAUCUAGAAGAACUUGGAAAAGAAAACUAAAUAAAGCCCAAAUGCAGCAGAAGGAAGAAAAUAAUAAUAGAAAUUAGAGCAAAAGUAAAUUAUGUAGAGAUAGGAAAACAAUAGAAAAGGCCAACAAAACUAAGAAUUGGUUUUAUGAAAAGAUAUUGAAUUGAAAGUCACUCAGUCAUGUCCGACUCUUUGCAACCCUAUGGACUAUACAGUCCGUGGAAUUCUCCAGGCCAGAAUACUGGCGUGGGUAGCCUUUCCCUUCUCCAGGGGAUCUUUCCAACCCAGGGAUCAAACCCAGGUCUCCCCCAUUGCAGGCAGAUUCUUUACCAGCUGAGCCACAAGGGAAGCCCAUGAAAAGGUAAAUAAUUGGCCAACCAUUAGCUAAACUAACCAAGAAAAAAAAAAAAGAG
Molecule: messenger RNA, 5610 nt
Organism: Capra hircus (goat)
Lineage: Eukaryota; Metazoa; Chordata; Mammalia; Artiodactyla; Bovidae
Gene: NUDT19
Product: nudix hydrolase 19
Exons: 3
Coding region: 180-1325 (381 amino acids)
Cellular component (GO): mitochondrion
Molecular function (GO): hydrolase activity, acting on acid anhydrides, in phosphorus-containing anhydrides
Source: RefSeq, a predicted model, not a curated record